Sitophilus oryzae (rice weevil) is the source of this 1297-nucleotide messenger RNA. Its product is annotated as brachyurin-like. NCBI's taxonomy places the organism in Eukaryota, Metazoa, Arthropoda, Insecta, Coleoptera, Curculionidae. Gene Ontology annotation, biological process: proteolysis. Bases 314 to 1282 code for a protein of 322 amino acids. The transcript has 5 exons. The record is from RefSeq and is a predicted model, not a curated record. Gene Ontology annotation, molecular function: serine-type endopeptidase activity.
UAUACUUUGCUAUAAAAUUUGAUUUCGCGGAACCAACUGAUAAACAUCCAAGAUAAUAUUUUUGAUUCAUAGAUUACACGGUAUGAGGUGUGUAUGCUUUAAAAAAAUAAAUAUCAUUUUCUUGCUUACGUAAGAUUCUAACACCUAGAGUUCAUUAUUUGAAUUAUAGUUGUAAUUCUUUAUUCAAGCCAUCUUUUUCGGUAAAAAAAGCGAAAAUGUAUUUAAGUACAUUAAAGUAAAGUUCUAAAAUCUUGGUAUUUUUCUUACCAAAAUAUUUGAACAAGAUAAGGUGUCUAUACCUACUUCAAAAAUCAUGAGGAGUCUAAAUCUAUUUUUAGUGUUAUUAAGUUGCUUAUUUUUGGAAAUUAUUGGUCAAGAUGUUUUGACUGAAGCCACAACAUUGUCGAAUGAAAUAGAAGAUCCUGAUACUCCCAGUUUCACAUUUUUGAAAGACAGAAAAAGUAGUGGACUUUCCAAGAGGAUCAUAGGAGGAAAUGUGGCAACAGCAAAUCAGUUUCCAUAUCAAGUUGCUCUGUUCGUUUAUGAAGGCAACACUGUAUAUUUUUGCGGAGGCUCCUUAAUAACGGAUUCAUGGGUAUUGACAGCUGCCCAUUGUAUAGAUAGCGCUUCAUAUGUUAUCGCAGCUCUGGGAUCUCAUGACCUCUCAUCUACAGAAUCUAGUAGAAUAGUACUGAACAGUUCAAAAUUCAUCAUUCACGAGGACUGGGACGAAUCCCUACUACAGAACGAUGUAGCUUUGAUUCAAUUACCUGAGUCAGUGACUAUAAAUCAGCAAAUUUCAACUAUUAAAUUAGCAGAAGGAACAAAUACUUAUGACAGUCUGAUGAGCAUAUGCCUGGGAUGGGGCAUUACAAUUUAUGGGUCUACCUCAAACGUAUUGAGGUAUGUCGAUUUAGAAGUUAUAACAAAUGAAAAAUGCAGUGCCUACAGAGACUACUCAGGUUAUAUUGUCGAUACUCACAUAUGUACAUCAGGAAAUGGGACCUUGGGAUCAUGUAACGGAGACUCUGGAGGCCCACUAGUGAUCAAUGGAGAACAGAUAGGAAUCGUCUCCUUUGGAGCAGCAGACUGUCAAGCCGGGCUCCCUUCUGUGUUUACUAGGGUAACUGAAUAUAAUUCAUGGAUUCAAGACGCUUUAAACGGAACUUAUAUUUAUACUGACCCCAGUAGUUAUCAAGGCAAUAAUGGAUAUUCUAUACAACCAAUAUCAGUUUUGAAUUAUCUGUUAAUAAUUCUUUUUAUAUAUAGACAAUAUAUUUAAUAACAAAUUAAAUGA